Gilbertella persicaria is the source of this 1176-nucleotide messenger RNA. RefSeq names its product pseudouridine synthase. Lineage: Eukaryota; Fungi; Mucoromycota; Mucoromycetes; Mucorales; Choanephoraceae. The transcript has 5 exons. The record is from RefSeq and is a predicted model, not a curated record. Bases 1 to 1176 code for a protein of 391 amino acids. Gene Ontology annotation, cellular component: nucleus. Gene Ontology annotation, biological process: tRNA pseudouridine synthesis; mRNA pseudouridine synthesis. Gene Ontology annotation, molecular function: RNA binding; pseudouridine synthase activity.
AUGCUGUUUCAACUCAAGAGAAGUACGCGUUCUAUAUGUACAGCUGCUGUUUGCCUUAAUCGUAUCAAGACUUCAAAAGAUCGCCGAGAAUAUUUCGAAAAAGUUCGAUCGUGGAAAGCCAAUCCUGAUCAAGUCCAAACGACUCGAGUAGAACCGAGACUACCCAAGAAGAAGGUUGCUUUGUUGAUUGGAUUUAAUGGAUCAAGAUACCAAGGCAUGCAGGCAAACCCUGGGGCACAGACAAUUGAAUCUGUUUUGUUUGAUGCAUUAUGUAAAGCAGGUGCAGUUUCUUCAUCCAAUGCGAUGGAUCCAAAAAAAGUACAGUUAAUGAGAGCAGCAAGAACAGAUAAGGGUGUACAUGCUUCAUGCAAUGUGGUGUCUCUUAAGAUGAUUUGUGAGGACAAACACAUUGUUGAAAAGCUGAAUAAACUAUUACCGGAUCAUAUUCGAGUAUGGGGCUAUGUAGAGACGCAAAGAAGCUUUCAUGCAAAAAACAAAUGUGAUUCUCGUAUCUAUGAAUAUUUGUUUCCUUCCUAUGCACUUAAAUGCCUUGAAAAAAACAAGAAAUGGACAACUGUGCCUAAAACUGACAAAGAUAUUCAGAUUUCAACAUUGGAUGGCACCGUUCAGAGAUACAUAAAGCCUACAGAUCCUCAGUUAUUGUUUGAUUAUAGAGUGGAUAUAGAGAGAUACAAUCGAUUCAAACAAGCCAUGUCUCUAUUUCUAGGCACUCAUAAUUUUCACAAUUAUACAAUUGCCAGAAGUUUUCAUGAUAAAGCGUCUAAUCGACAUAUGAUUGACAUCAAGGUUGAGAAACCCAUCCUUAUUCAUGGUAUGGAAUGGAUUAGUGUUAAACUACAUGGUCAAUCAUUCAUGCUUCAUCAAAUUAGAAAAAUGAUUUCCAUGGCUAUGUUAUCUGUACGCACAGAGACACCGUCCUGUAUUAUACCGAAAACAUUCGAAUCAACUAGGAUUAAUAUUCCAAAAGCACCAGCAUUAGGACUACUGCUAGAUAGACCUGUAUUUCACUAUUACAACCAACACAUUAAUAAUGUUGAUAAUGACAAGCAAGCCAUUGAUCCUGAUAAUUACAAAGAUGAUAUUCAACAGUUCAAAAAGGAUUUCAUUUAUACUAAAAUAUUUGAAAAAGAGCAUCAACAGAACAUGCAAGUAUAA